CGUUGAACGCAGAUUGUACAAGGCGUUUUGUCUGGAAAGAAAAACACUUUGAACGCGAACACCAAUUCAAAGUCUGGGAUUUAUUACUUUACAUUCGUUAUUUUUGGCUUUUAAAAGCAAAGUCGAGGCAACUUUUUUAGGGAGUGACUGCACAAGAAGCUCAAGACGUCUUGACUGGACUUCCUAAACACAAUACACACCGCCCGAAUUUGCCAAUGACAUAACCAAGGGUUUGCAGACUCUUCCUGGGGUCGAGUCGUCCAACCCCAACACUGCUGGAUUGUUACACGUGGGAAGUUUAGAGGAAGCAGAUCUUCUGUCAUCAUGCCGGCCCUCUCCUCCAGAUCCGGCAGUGAGAUGGGUCUGUAUGAGCUGUUGUCUGUACUGCCGUCUCAGCUGCAGCCUCAUGUUGAGAGCCCAGAUGACCGUUCCUUUCUACACGCUAUGUUCGGGGAGAGGAGUCUACAUUCAUUGGUCAAGAUUCAUGAGAAGCUGCAGUGUUAUGAAGACUGUGCACCGACUCCAGUACUGGACAGCGCCGGCUCACUGGCUGCAGACUUGACGGAGGAACUGCAGGCAAGAAGCGCAAGUAAUGAGAUCAGAGAGCUUGUCAAACUACUGUCCAAACCACAUGUAAAGAGUUUGUUGUCUGUUCACGACACUGUGGCCAAGAAGAGUUACGAUCCAGAGCUUCCUCCCCUGCCAGAUGACAUUGAUGAUGAAGAAGACUCUGUCAAGAUCAUUCGACUGGUCAAGAAUAAAGAGCCUUUGGGUGCCACCAUAAAGAAAGAUGAACACACUGGAGCAAUCUUAGUGGCACGUAUCUUAAGGGGCGGCGCAGCAGAUAGAAGUGGGCUGAUACAUGUUGGGGAUGAGCUGAAAGAGGUCAACGGUAUCCCUGUAGAUGACAAAAAACCUGAGGAAAUUAUUCGCAUCCUGUCACAGUCACAAGGUGCUAUCACAUUUAAAGUGGUCCCAGGCAUCAAAGAUGAGGCACAAAGCAAGGAGCCCAAGAUGUUUAUAAAGGCGCUUUUUGACUACAAUCCAGCUGAGGAUAAGGCGAUCCCUUGCAAGGAGGCAGGCUUGGGGUUCAAGAAGGGUGAUAUCCUCCAGGUUAUGAGCCAGGAUGAUGCCACAUGGUGGCAGGCCAAACUGGAGGGCGAUGGCAACCUGCGCGCUGGCCUCAUCCCUUCCAAACACUUCCAGGAAAGGAGGCUUGCAGUCUGGAGACCCACGCCUGUCAUGACACUUCAGAGGACCUCCAGCAAAAGAUUUUCGGGCCUGCGGAGGAGUUUUCGUCUUAGCAGAAGAGAUAAGAAGACAAAUAAAUCCAUGUAUGAAUGUAAGAAAAGUGAGCAGUAUGACACAGCUGAUGUGCCCACUUACGAAGAGGUGACAACCUACCGCAGGAAACACGGCGACAGACACAGGCUUGUCGUGUUAGUUGGUCCUACUGGUGUUGGAUUGAAUGAGCUCAAAAGGAAGUUGUUGAUAUCCGAUCCACAACAUUUUAGUGUCACCAUACCACACACCUCUCGGUCAAAGAGACACAUGGAAAGCGAAGGAGUGGAGUAUCAUUUCAUCUCCAAAAACCUUUUUGAGGCUGACAUUCAGAACAACAAGUUUAUUGAACAUGGAGAGUAUAAGGGAAACUACUAUGGGACGAGCUUCGACUCUGUACGUUCAGUCCUGUCCAAGAACAAGGUGUGCCUUCUAGACGUACAGCCACAUACAUUAAAGCAUCUUCGUACGGCCGAGUUUAAGCCCUACGUGGUGUUUGUGAAGCCUCCAUGCAUCGAGCGCUUAAGAGAGACCAGGAGGAACGCGAAAGUCAUCUCAGGCAAAGACGAUAAGACCUCAUCCAAAGCCUUCUCGGAGGAGGACUUUCUGGAGAUGAUCAGUGCCUCUCAGAUGAUGGAAAACCAGUACGGUCACCUCUUUGAAAAGGUCGUUGUGAACGAUGACCUCACAGUUGCCUUCAGCGAGCUCAAACGGGUGCUCAGGAAAGUGGAGACAGAAGCUCACUGGGUGCCCAUCAGCUGGACUCAUUCCUGAGGGGCGUCAUAACACAAGGGAACAAGGCAUCGCAUUUAGGAGGGGGACUAAGGGAAGGACUUUAAAAAAAGAAAAAACUGUGAAAGAUUUCUUUCUAUUGAAUUUUUAUUUGGGAUUUUAGAUGGUGACAGGGAAAAUUUUUAAGUAAUCCUAAUACAUCUGGUUUAUCUUUUCUUGGAGACUAAAGUGUAAGCGUAUGGGUUUGUUUUUGUUUUGUCGUGGUGAAUAUAGCUGAACGGGUGUAACUGCA
Danio aesculapii is the source of this 2305-nucleotide messenger RNA. RefSeq names its product MAGUK p55 scaffold protein 7a (gene mpp7a). The record is from RefSeq and is a predicted model, not a curated record. Gene Ontology annotation, biological process: protein localization to adherens junction. Bases 325 to 2055 code for a protein of 576 amino acids. Gene Ontology annotation, molecular function: protein binding. The transcript is spliced from 17 exons. Gene Ontology annotation, cellular component: cell-cell junction; plasma membrane. Lineage: Eukaryota; Metazoa; Chordata; Actinopteri; Cypriniformes; Danionidae.